Triticum turgidum subsp. durum (durum wheat) is the source of this 1326-nucleotide messenger RNA. NCBI's taxonomy places the organism in Eukaryota, Viridiplantae, Streptophyta, Magnoliopsida, Poales, Poaceae. The record is from the annotation of a GenBank genome assembly.
AUGCCCGAGCCAACGCGGACUCAGCAACAUGACGCGCCGCUCGUGCUCUUCUCCGCCUCCACGGUAGGUAACGCCGACGAUGGCGCCUCAGGCCGCUCGCCGGAGAUGCUGAAGUGGAGCGACCGCAUCGUGUACGAGUCCGUCGUGAUCGACGGUGGUGACGUGCUCGUCUUCGCCAAGGGCGUCAACCGACGGAAAAAAGUCAACCGCCCGGCUGCAGACAUCCGGUGCCUGUACUACCGUGGCGACGCCGGUAACGCCGUGGCCUCGCUGCCGGCCACCACCUCGGCGCAGCAAGUCUUCCGGUGCCCGCCUCCACCGGCAACGACUCCGGUAGACCGAGAGCUGCGCGUCACGCUUGCCGUGGUCGGAGAGGAGCCCAUCCCCUCACUGGCCACCUACGAUCCUCCACGGCGCCCCGACUCGUCGCCGGCGACCGGAUCAACGCCGUCAGGGAAGAGGCUGAUUUGCGCCUGCACCAUGGUCCGGGACGUGGCCAAGUUCCUGCGGGAGUGGGUUGUCUACCACGCGGCCGUGGGCGUGGACCGGUUCUACGUCUACGACAACGGGACCGAGGAUGACCUGGUGGACCAGGUGCGCCAUCUCACCUCGGACGGAUUCGAAGUCUUCACUAUGACCUGGCCCUGGCCCAAAACUCUAGAGGCCGCGCUGUCACACGGCGCAGCGGUGCAUCGAGAUUCGUGCGAGUGGAUGGUCUUCAUCGACGUCGACGAGUUCCUCUUCUCUCCACACUGGGUCCAUCCAGAGAACCCUACGAAAUCUAUGCUCCAUUCGAUCACAACCGUCGAAAAAGACAUUGGACAGGUGUCCAUGUGGUGCGCGGAUUUUGGCCCCUCGGGCCAGACCGUGCACCCAAAGGAGGGGGUCACCCAGGGCUACACAUGCCGAAGGCAGGUCAUGGAGCGGCGCAAGUCAUUGGUCCGGCUCGACGCAGUGGACCGGUCGCUGACUAACUCGGUCCACUACUUCAUGCUUCAACCAGGGUUUCGAAGCAAAUGGAGCACGCGAAUUCGCGUGAACCACUACAAGUACCAAGCUUGGGACGAGUUCAAGGUGAAAUUCCGCCGCCGAGCUUCGACAUACACCGUCGAUUGGACCGACAAGAAGAACCUCCGUUCCAAUGACCGGACCCCGGGUUUAGGGUUUGAGGCAGUCGAGCCGGCUGGUUGGCCGCACAGGUUCUGCGAGGUGAAUGACACUUUGCUCCGCGAUGUGACUCGCAGAUGGUUCGGCCUUGGAUUUGGAAAUAAGCUGGGUAGGCGACGAAUAAUCGGUACAACUCCUGGCUCAUCAUAUAAUGUAUGA